AUGAGAAGCCUCCAACUAAGCCCCAAGAGUACGACGAAUGGUCGCGAACCUUCAGACCGUCGAGCUGUAACACCUACUUUCAACGUGAGGAGGAAGGAUGUUCCGAAAACAUUGGUAGAGGCUUCUGCUCAACUGAACUCACGUACAAGGAGUUUUCCGGAUUCACCUUCGUCGUCCUACCACAAUCAAAAGAGUGAAGCACUGCCGGGGAUCUGUGUAACCCCUAUUGGCUUUAGUCUGAUCCAGGUUCCCUCUUCAUUUCCAAAGCUAUCGGAUCCAGCCCCGUCAAAUGUGCCGCCAACAGACGAAGAAAAAGGGAGGUACAUUGAAAGGGCACGGGAACCCGUACUGAAUUCUGAUGACGCGGACACGCAGCUGGCCUGGGCUAGUGAUGCCUUGAGUUGGCUCGCUGUAUGUUAUGCGCUCGAAAGAGCUGUUUGUGACACCAAAGACCCAUCCUUCAAGAGCUCCGUGGAAGGUUCCGAGCUCGAGGUUGAUGCCAAAAAUAUCAUUGGCUUUCUGGUAGAACAAGGACACCCCCGCGCGAACUUCGAAAAAGGUAAAUGGCUUGAGUUUGGGCAAUUUGGCCAUAGGAUUGAUAAGAGAUCUGCUUUUCGCCUCUACAGAGAUGCACUAUCAGGAGGAUAUAUGCGGGCUGCUUACCGCAUGGGUAUGAUGUAUGAGACGAGCAACGAUUCCACUAAAGCGAUUGAAUAUUACGAGAAAGGCAGCAAGGAGGAUGAUGCUGCAUGCUGCUACCGUAUGGCCAUGAUGGCAUUUCUGGGGCAGCACGGUCAAAAGGUAAACUUCCCGAAAGCUAUCCUGCUGCUCAAGACAGCUGCCUUGAGAGCCGACGAAAAUGCUCCCCAAGGCGCUUUUGUUCUCGGUAUGCUCCAAGCGGACGAAUUACCGAACAUCAGGGUUCCAGAACUUCACGACCAAGCCUCCGCUCGUGAACAUCUAGAGAAAGCCGCAUUUCUUGGCUUUGCGAAAGCCCAGCUAAAGAUGGGAUCGGCGUAUGAGCUAGCCAAUUUAGGCUAUCCAUUCGAUCCAGCAUUAUCGAUGCAUUACUACGAGCUUGCCUCCCACCAAGGGGAGCCAGAGGCUGACAUGGGCAUAUCGAAGUGGUGUCUUUGCGGCUAUGAAGACCUCUUCGAGACCAACGAGGAGAUCGCUUUCAAUCGUGCAAAACGAGCAGCUAGUCAAGACCUUCCUACAGCUCUUUUUGCCAUGGGAUAUUUCCAUGAGAUUGGUAUACACGUUGAUGUCGAUCUCGACCAAGCAAUGGAGUGGUACAGGAAAGCAGCGAAGGCCGGGAACUUGGACGCGACUGCCAGAAUCAACGCUGUCGGACUUCGAAUUCAGCGAGAACAGCAUCCUCCGAGAGUUCCAGGACCAGGGCCGUGGAAUCGAUCACCUUCACCACCUUAUCCAACAUAA
Molecule: messenger RNA, 1440 nt
Organism: Mytilinidion resinicola
Lineage: Eukaryota; Fungi; Ascomycota; Dothideomycetes; Mytilinidiales; Mytilinidiaceae
Product: HCP-like protein
Exons: 3
Coding region: 1-1440 (479 amino acids)
Molecular function (GO): protein binding
Source: RefSeq, a predicted model, not a curated record